Arachis ipaensis is the source of this 4687-nucleotide messenger RNA. NCBI's taxonomy places the organism in Eukaryota, Viridiplantae, Streptophyta, Magnoliopsida, Fabales, Fabaceae. The record is from RefSeq and is a predicted model, not a curated record.
AUGAAUCAAACUAUCAAAGUGUCGCUGUUAGGAUGCCAUGCCAACUCCUUCAAUCUUCAAAGUUUCUGGGCUCUUCUUCUAUACGCCAUUAACAUUACAUUCAUUAAACUCUUGUGCGUUUCUUUAACACUAGCAACCCAAAUAUUCCCUUCUAUCUUCCCGUUUCUAUUUUCUUUUUUCCUCUGAGAGGAGGUUCGUUAGUUAUUCGCAACAACUUUAACAACCUUAACCUCCUCUCUCCACUUCUUCAAUCUCUUAUCUUUCGCAUUCAGUAAAAUAGGAACCCGCCACCUUCCUCGAUUUGGUAAAUCCAUAUCUGGACUUCGGUUUUUGAUAUUCUGUUGCUAAAAAUUUUUUAUGGGUGAUGCGAGUGGCACGUAAAACAUAUCAUCAUAUAUAUAAAAGAGAAAUAAAAACGUAACCCGUAUUGCCCCAUAACCAUAAUCCGUUCAGAAUAAAAACUUUUCACCAUUUUGCGUGUUCAUUCUCAGAGGGAAAGGGGUGAUGAGAUUUCUGCAUUGGGUAUGAGAAAUUGAAUGUAAAGUUUUUAACUUUACUUGAAUUCCUUUGUGCUGUGAUUGUGUUGUUCUUUGGGGUGCAAGAAAAGAUGAUGACCCCAAGAUCUCAGGCGAGGAGCUCGCUGGAGGAGAUGCUUGAGUCUCUCCGGCGGAGGGAUGAGGAGGAGAAGCCGAAGGACAAGCCGCCGGCAUUGCCAUCGCGGCCUCCCUCGAGGGCGAGGCUGCCAUCGGUGAGAGUGCCUAAUAGGUUCCUUUGCCAUGGAGAUGAUGAGAAAGAGGAUAGUGGUGUUCGUGGACGCCACAGGAGGAAUGGUAGUUUUGGGGUCAAGAAGGUGAAGGUGGUUGUGGAAUCACCUUACAUUGUGAAAUCAGAAGAUAGCAACUUGAACUUGAGUGCUGAAGAAUCACCACCACCAACAACAACAUCGUCCCCUGUAUCAUCACAGGUUCAGGUUCCAAACUCUGCUGUUGCUGUUGAAACUGAUACUCCUGCUGCUGCUGCUCCUGCUCCUUCUGAUGCAUCUGCUCCUGUUUCUUCUGAAGUUUCUACUUAUGUUUCUGCUGUUGCUUCUACUGCUGCUUCUGCUGUACCUUCUAUGGUUUCUUCUCCAACAGGAGAAGUGGAUUUGGAGGAUGAUAAUAUUGCUUAUUUCAUCAGAAAGAAACUUCAAGUUUGGUGUAGGCAACAAAAGGGGAACUGGGAACUAGGAAAGAUACAGUCAACUUCAGAAGAGGAAGCAUGCGUUUCGCUUUCAAAUGGAAAUGUUAUGAAAGUGUCCAGAUUAGCACUCCUACCGGCUAAUCCCGACAUUUUAGAGGGUGUGGAUGAUCUUAUACAGCUUAGUUACUUAAAUGAACCCUCAGUUCUUUACAAUCUUAAGAGUCGUUACACUCAAGAUUUGAUUUACAGCAAGGCAGGGCCAGUUUUAAUUGCACUCAAUCCCUUCAAAGAUGUCCAGAUUUAUGGAAGUGAAUACGUAGAAGCUUAUAAACAGAGAUGUAAUGAUAAUCCUCAUGUUUAUGCUGUGGCAGAUGCAGCUUAUAACGAGAUGAUAAGAGAUGAAGUAAAUCAAUCCAUUAUCAUAAGUGGUGAGAGUGGAGCAGGGAAGACAGAGACAGCGAAAAUUGCUAUGCAGUAUUUAGCUGAUCUAGGUGGUGGCAGUUGUGGGAUAGAAAAUGAUGUUCUUCAGACAAAUUUUGUACUAGAAUCUUUUGGAAACGCAAAAACUUCUAGGAAUGAUAACUCUAGCAGAUUUGGGAAGUUGAUUGAAAUUCAUUUCAGCGCACUGGGGAAAAUUUGUGGGGCUAAAAUUCAAACAUUUUUGUUAGAAAAGUCAAGAGUUGUUCAACUAGCCAAUGGUGAGAGGUCAUACCACAUAUUUUAUCAGCUUUGUGCUGGUGCUUCACCUGAUCUUAGAGAUAGGCUGAAGCUUAGAAUGGCCAGUGAAUAUAGAUAUCUUAAUCAGAGUGACUGCAUGAUAAUUGAUGGUGUUAAUGAUGAUAAAAAGUUUCAAGGGCUAGUGAAAGCGUUGGAUGUUAUUCGAAUGUCCAAACAGGAUCAAGAAAGGGUUUUCAAGUUGCUAGCUGCAAUAUUAUGGCUGGGAAAUAUUACAUUCCAUGAAACUGACAAUGAAAAUCACAUUGAGGUGGUUGAUGAUGACGCUGCAACCAUUGCUGCCACACUGAUGCAAUGCAGUUUGAAGGAGCUAAUGGUAACAUUGUCUACCCAUAAAAUUAAAGCUGGCAAGGAUACUAUUACCAAAAAAUUGACGUUGCGACAGGCCAUUGAUACAAGAGAUGCAUUAGCAAAAUUUAUGUAUGCAAACUUGUUUGACUGGCUUGUAGAACAAGUCAACAAGGCGCUUGAAGUGGGUAAACGACGUACUGGGAGAUCCAUAAGUAUCCUUGACAUUUACGGUUUUGAGUCAUUCCAGAAAAACAGCUUUGAACAGUUUUGUAUAAAUUAUGCCAAUGAAAGGCUUCAGCAACAUUUCAAUCGGCAUCUGUUUAAACUUGAGCAGGAGGACUAUGAAUUAGAUGGUGUAGAUUGGACAAAAGUGGAAUUUGAGGAUAAUCAAGUUUGUUUGGAUCUCUUUGAGAAGAAGCCUCUGGGGCUGCUCUCUCUGUUGGAUGAGGAAUCAAAUUUCCCAAGGGCCACUGAUCUGACACUUGCUACUAAACUCAAGCAGCACCUGAGUUCCAAUCCUUGUUUUAAAGGAGAAAGUGGCAAGGCUUUCAGCGUUCGGCAUUAUGCAGGGGAGGUCACAUAUGAUACAAAUGGGUUUCUGGAGAAGAACAGAGAUCCACUGCCAUCUGAUUCCAUUAAAUUGUUGUCAUCGUGCAGUUGCGAACUGCUGCAGUCAUUCUCCCAAGUUCUUGACCCGUCUCAACAAACAAAUUCCUCACACUUAGGUGCUAUGGAGUCAAAAAGGCAGAGUGUUGGCACAAAGUUCAAGGGUCAGCUGUUUAAGUUGAUGCAUCAGAUGGAGAGCACCACACCCCACUUUAUUCGCUGUAUAAAGCCCAAUGCUAAGCAAGUUCCUGGCAUAUAUGAUGAAGACCUUGUCCUGCAACAGCUCAAAUGUUGCGGAGUUUUGGAGGUUGUAAGGAUUUCGAGGGCUGGAUAUCCUACUCGAAUGACGCAUCAAGAGUUUGCCAAACGGUAUGGAUUAUUGCUUUCUGAGGCGCACACAUCUUUAGAUCCACUGAGUAUCUCUAUUGCUAUUUUGCAACAAUUUAAUAUCCCUCCAGAAAUGUACCAAGUUGGCUACACCAAACUGUAUCUUCGAUCAGGACAGGUUGGUGUACUGGAGGAUAGGAGAAAACAUAUUUUAUGGGGAAUACUUAGUGUUCAGAGAAGUUUUCGUGGUUAUCAAGUCCGCAGUACUUUCCGUGAACUUAAGAAUCGUGCAACAACUUUACAAUCAUUUAUUCGUGGAGAAAUUGCGAGAAAGAAAUAUGGUGUUAUGAUGGAGUCCUCUAUAAUCAUUUCUUCUGAACAUGAUCAGCAGAUUGAGGCAGCCAUAGUAAUACAAUCUGUAAUUCGUGGGUGGUUGGUUCGGAGGCAUGCUAGUAGCCUUUAUAGGCCGAAGAAACAUCAUGAAAAUCCGAGACAUAGACGAAGAUCACGUCCAAAGUUUCCAGAAAUACAGGAUGUGUUGUCCAGAGAGCUGGCUCAGAACCUGCCUUCAGCUUUAGCAGAACUCCAAAAGCGGGUCGUCAAGGCUGAAGUAACUAUAGAGCAAAGAGAAGUCGAAAAUUCUCAAUUGAGGGAUCAACUAAAACAGUUUGAGAGAAGGUGGAUCGAAUACGAGAAUAAGAUGAAAUCAAUGGAGGAGAUGUGGCAAAGACAAAUGGUGUCUCUGCAAAUGAGUCUUGCUGCUGCUAGAAAGAGCCUUGCCUCUGCCAGUGGUCAACAUGCAAAACAUGAUGUCGUGGCGCAAUUUGGCUCCGAUUCUGAAGAUACCGCUUCCAUGGAAUCUAGAACACCUCGAACACCUGGAGUGAGUACACCCUUGAAGUAUUCUUGUAGUCUUUCUGAACUCGGAGCAGUAAGAGAAGUUAAUGGUUGCGCAAAUUCUGUGAGCAGUCUGACAAGGGAAUUCGAGCAGCAGAGACACGUCUUUGAUGAAGAGGCCAAAGCUAUGCUCGAGGGUCAAAACGGUAACAUGAAAUGUUAUGCUGAAUAUAAGAAACUUAAACGUAGGUUUGAGGGGUGGAAGAAAGAAUACAAGAUUAGAUUGAAGGAGAUAAAAGCAAAACUUCAUAGGAAUCCAGAAAUGGAUAGAGGGCGGCGAAAAUGGUGGGGGAAAUUGAGUUCAAAAGCACAUAGUCUUGGUAGGGAAUGAGCAAAAAUGGCAAUAGUGGUUGGUGUUGGUGAAGGGUUGAGUAACUGUAUAUCUACCAAUUUUGUUACAGAGUGAAAGUUGUGCAUAGUUGUAGACUUGUAGGUUGCAUAGUAGUAAUGGAUAGUCUAGUUUGUUCAUGUAUAUGUGAAACUUAGCUCGCAAAAGUAUUAGUAGUCAGUGUUGAUAUCUGUACAUCAUAUUGCUGUGCUGGAUUGAUGCAAGUUCAUUUCACCAAUGAUAAAUAAUGUUUUAACUUUUAAGCAUCAAGUUUUUAUGCUGCUUGGAAAAAGGCCAUGUAUAUACAGGAAAUCAAUUAUUAAA